UGCAGAAAAAUAACCGGCCAGCCCUGGAGCUGCUUCUCGGCUCUUCCAACAUCCCGUACCUGCCACCGUUCAGUUCAGUCUUCAGUUAUCCGCUGCCACUGCCAGGCGACCAACAAGUGACCGUGGAUCAGGCAUGCCUGCGCUUCUCGUGAACACCGUCUCGGUCUCCCCCGCCGCCUCAAGGCUAGGCUCCUCGCGGCCCGCCACGGCACGGCGAGCAGCAAGCGCCCGCCACGGCCACAGGUGCCGAGCCGAAGCAUCCGGCAGCUCGUGGGUGUCGGACUACGACCUGUACGAGCUGCUGGGCGUGGAGCGGUCCUCGCCGCAGUCGGAGAUCAAGGCGGCGUACCGGUCGCUGCAGAAGCGGUGCCACCCGGACGUGGCCGGCGCCGCCGGCGGCCACGACAUGGCCGUCGUCCUCAACGAGGUGUACGCGCUGCUCUCCGACCCGGACGCGCGCCUGGCCUACGACCAGGAGCAGGCGCGCCGCUCCGAGUUCGCCGGCUACACGGGCCGCCCGCUAUACUCCUCCUGGGUCGGCGCCGAGUCCGAGCGCCGGGCGGUGUUCGUCGACGAGGUGCGCUGCGUCGGCUGCCUCAAGUGCGCGCUCCACGCGUCCCGGACCUUCGCCGUCGAGUCCGUCUACGGCCGCGCCCGCGCCGUCGCACAGUGGGCCGACGACGAGGACAGGAUCGUCGACGCCAUCAACACCUGCCCCGUCGACUGCAUCUCGAUGGUGGAGAGGUCGGACCUGGCGGCUCUCGAGUUCUUGAUGUCCAAGCAACCGCGCGGCAGAGUCCGCGUCUCCGAAGGCAACGCGGUGGGAGCUCGCGCGCCCAACAUCUUCAACGAAGUCGCCAAGUUCAAGAAAAGGUUCGAUGAGAUGAAGCAGAAAUCUGCGGCCAGAGAAUUCCAGGAGUCGGAGGCGGCACGGCAGUCGAGGACUUCAGCAGUCCACGCCAUCAGAUCCAUGUCGAACUGGUGGUACUGGCGGCCAUUCGGGUUCGGGCCAUCGGCCCCGGUCACCAUUGUCCUCGCUUCGCGCCUCCUGCCGCCGCCGCCGGCGGCACCCGCUGACCCCGUGACGGAGAGGCUCCAAGAAGCAGCCGCCGCCCGGCGCAAGACGGGAGGCGCGGCCACGGCGCACGCAGGGCGCGAAGACUACUGGACCCCGCAGCUGAACCUGCCGUCGUCAGCUUCUCCGCCGAGCAUUCACCAGAGGGGAAGGGGCACUCCCACUCCCCAAGGCCACGGCCGCAGGCGAGGAGCAGCCGGUGAAGCGACCGUCGCCGGGAGGAAGGGCAUAAGCAUCGACCUGACGGCGCCGCUGCUAUUGGGGAUCGUCGCGGCGGGGUUCGUGAGUUACAACGGGGAGCAGGUGGCCGGAGGUGGCAGCGGCAUUCAGGAGCAUGUUGGCGGCGCCAUCGCUCUUGGAGUCGUCAACAGCUUUGAAAUGAAGGUCGUUCUGGCCGGGGUGACUUGGUCCAUCAUCGGCGCAGCCAUUGCCGGUGUGAUUCAGGUACUCGGAAGAAGGGAAGAGGACAUUUGGAAAUGAAGAUACUUGUCGAAUCCGUGUGUGUGUAUAUACACAGAAAAUUGUGUACAUAUGUAAUCCUGCACAAAUAUGGGUGGCUGGCUGUUUUAUAGAAUCACUUGGGGUAGCUCAUGCGGGCCUAGAAAAGGUAGAAAAAGUCGGAACUCCUUGUCACCCUACAUCCCAAAAGAAUUUGCAGUUCUAACAUAAUAAUUUGCGGUGCU
Molecule: messenger RNA, 1758 nt
Organism: Zea mays
Lineage: Eukaryota; Viridiplantae; Streptophyta; Magnoliopsida; Poales; Poaceae
Product: dnaJ domain containing protein
Exons: 3
Coding region: 134-1555 (473 amino acids)
Source: RefSeq, marked validated